Messenger RNA from Sycon ciliatum, 4569 nucleotides. RefSeq lists its product as uncharacterized. The coding region runs from base 1063 to 4257 and encodes 1064 amino acids. The record is from RefSeq and is a predicted model, not a curated record. The transcript is spliced from 8 exons. NCBI's taxonomy places the organism in Eukaryota, Metazoa, Porifera, Calcarea, Leucosolenida, Sycettidae.
AAGCAACAUCAAGUCCUUGUCUUGAGCAAGCCUAGGCCAUGUUGUGUCUGCGACUUGCUAUUGGCAAGAGCUAUAUAUCACCUUUAUACGCACAUAGACAAACAUGCGAGAUAUCUGCUGUGUAAGCCGCGCGUAACGCCGCCAAUGUACUCGAGAUGCGUAGCCGCGGAUCACGCCAGUGCGUACUGAGUACGCGCUCGUGUCUGUGUGUUCAUGCAAGCCCAUAGCGAGUAUCGAGUUGUAUCAAGGAAGAAGUGGUGGCGAGGCGAGACGCUCACCUCGCCUUCUGUAGCAGUGUUAUUGUUGGUGACGACAUCUGGUCAAGAGGGCCUAACCGUACUUCGAACAAGAGGGAAACAGCCAGGAAACCUUUGUUAGGAGUGACGCAGAGGCCACGUAUCAACCACACCAACAACACGAAUCUCGCGUGGGAACGGAUCAGAAGCUCCUCAAACUGCGCGUGGGUUUUGGCCAUCCACGACGUGUUGAUGAGGAUGGCUUGAAAGUCUCGCGGACUCAGUCGUCUCCCUUGCGCACAGUAGAACAAUACCAUCUACGUCUGGCUGUUGAUGAACCUCCUCAUACUCUCAGCGGAAGGAAGACGCGCUUUUGUGGAGGAAACAAUUAUCUUGGUGUCCUUGUCAACUCGCAAGGCGGAGCAGUGUUCAACGGUCUAUCCACAUCGGAAGUCGCAGAAAGGGAUGUCUCUCCCCGUAGCGGUGUGGUCUAAUGUUCAAGGUGUUUGAUGAACUAUUCUCGACAGAGGUUACCGACGAAGCGGUGGGAUCUGGACUCGCCAAUUAUUCCUCGGCGCUGAUCAGAAAUUAGCUGCCACAUCCGGUGAUCGAUAUUGGAUAAGUGUGUUUGUUGGAUCUGGGAGAAACGUUGCUGAUAUUGUCGAGUUUGUAAGCACCUCUUCCAGCUUCCUGGACGAGCAUCGACUUCGCAUAAGCGCGAGGCGUCUGGCACAUUGUGAGCUGCAGUUGAGCGGAGCAGCUACCCUGAUUCUGCAACCUGUUGUGCAGCAGUGUGUACGUACAUGACCUCGGUCGUCCUGAGGCAAUGAUGGAUCAGUACUGUAAUAUUCUACUACUAACACUACUGCUGGCCAGUGUGUGUCACAUAGCACUGAGCCAAGGUGUACCAACUACUGCUGAUAGGGCUACUGCUGCUAGUGCUGCUGCUGCUGCUACUGCUGGUACUACUGUAUCUGAUGCAGUGACUACAACAACAGCCACAGUGCCUGUGAGCAGCCAGAUGCUAUCAGCAUGUUCUGAACCUGACGGACCGGAAAACGGUUCAUUUGUUCCGGCAAGCGGACCGUUUCACAUCGGCGCCGUUGUGCGCUAUCGCUGCAAUGCCGGACACAUCCUGACGGGGCGCAGCGGCCGUGUGUGCACGGAGCUCGGUCCGCUGGGGAUCAACAGUGCCGUGCCCUCAACGCCACACCCGUCAGCACUCAAACCCGUCCUGGACAGUCCGUACGUGAAUACGAGCAGCAAUGCGUCAUCGGCUACUGGUGGUGGCGGCGCAGGUGAAGCUGGCCCAGUGACUGCUGCCCCACCAGUGGGAAGAUGGUCUGGGCGUGCACCGCGGUGCAUAGAACCAUCGUGCGGAGAUCCCGGUGCUCCGGAGAAUGGCUACCGUGUGGCAGCGGGCGCUGGAGGUAUGUUCAUCUACAGCUCACUGGUGAUGUGGGGUUGUCGUCAGGGAUACGUCAUCGUCGGUCAGAGCAUCAGCCGCUGUGUCAACAAUGGCAGAGACACUGUGUGGGACAAGCCAGUACCCCAAUGUAAACCUCUGGAGUGCUCGGGCCCCAGUGCGCCAGCCAAUGCAAGAGUUAUCUUCGACAGAACUCGUAGCCCCAGCUCUGGCCUGUACAAGUUUGGAGACGCUGUCAGGGUACAGUGUCUUGAUAGCUAUGGCUUUGUGGAGCCAGCACUCUUCGGCCGAGAUUCAGCGCUGAUGAGGUGUGGAAGGGAGGGAACAUGGGAGCACUUCAAAGUGAAAUGCGAACGUAUCAAAUGCCCAGACAUCUCAACCCUGAACCAGGUGGGCUACUAUCGGACAAGUCUACUGUUCCCGUCAGCAGGUAGCAGCAUUACAUUUGGCUGCUUAGCAGACUUUGAGCUCCGUGGUUCGGUGUAUCGGGUUUGCAGGAAGAACGGCACAUGGUCGGGAAGACCCACCAGUUGUGAGAGGUUGACGUGCAGCAAGCUAGACCAUCCUGCACAUGGUGAAUGGUCGCGGUUACAGACAUACAGCGGUAGUAGUGUCCGGCUGACCUGCACUACUGGAUACACACUGAUGGGCACCGGAGUACUAACAUGUGCUAGCGAUCAGAAGUGGUAUGGAUCUCCGUCGGAGUGCGUCGAUGGCUAUCGCUUCUACCCGCCCACCGUAACAACACCACAGCAGCGUACAGACAAUGGCAGUACACAGGGCGGUGCUGCCACACCGCUGAACAUUGACUUUAAGCACAACCCUGUCGUGUUCAGCUCACCAAUGACGAUUGUUAUCGCUGUCGGCACCGGCAUCAUUCUCCUACUUCUUGUCAUCGUGGGCAUCAUGUGGCUGAGGCGCUGGAGGCGACGACGGUUAUUACAAUCACCCAAGGAUGAGAAAAGUGACACGUCGUCAAGUGCAUCAAUACAGUACAAUCCUGGAGCGUUCGAUUGCGACAAGACCAUGAUAUCCAUGCUGAGCCGUGGGAUGGGUUCCUCUGACAGCGACGGUGCUAACACCUUGCCAGUGAUGGACCAGCCGUACAAAACCUCCACUCUCAAUACGGUUAUCGAGAGUGACGAAACCAGCCAGGCAACCAGCGAUAGGCUGCAGCCGCCUCGUAGCAAUAGCCCCGUGCCGUCCCCAUCGAAAUCCGAAAGCAUCUAUGAUAAACUGGCGGAAUCGCGUCAUGGCUCCAAUGCAGUUGAUCUCAAGCAGAUGGUCGGGAGACUGGCGUUUGCCCCGAUGACGGACGAUGAGAAGGAAAUUGUCCUGGCCACACCGAAUGAACUCGAGUAUGACAUACCGGUGCUGGAGAGUUGUGACGAGUCGGAUGAUCACAACAUCUAUGACGACACGGUAGCCAUGCCGAAUUUGUACUCCGAGGCCCACUGCCACGUCCAUAUUUAUGAUACAACGGACCUUCAACAUGGUGGCGGCGACGGUGAACUGGACCCGUAUGCAUACAAUGGUGUGGAUGGCGACGAAGUUCACGAACAUCCGGAUACCUGGUACUCGACACCGCCGGAUCUGGAUGAGAUUUACACCGACCUGGCGGAAGACAUUGCACAGAUCAACGCACGCAGCACCACAGACACAGCAGACCCUGAACUGCCAGUACGGAACAUCACACAAAGUAGCAAUGCUGCUGCUGCCUUUCAUCCCCAGCCGGCACCACUCUCUAGUGCUCCACAACCAUCGGCCUUAGAGCACAGGCCGUCCAAAAAGUCACGUCGUAACUCCAAAGCCAAGUCGAUGAUGGUCACUGAUAGCUUCCGACGCAUCCUACAGAACAAACGACGGCGAAUAUCAGUGGGAAGCAGCUACGAAUCGGCCAUGCAGCCAAGUGAUAGCUUCACCUGGGUUCGAGAACCAGACAAGCAGCAACCCACUGCAGCACGGCAGGCCGCCAAUGAGCCUGAAGAGCAUAGAGUUACGUUUGAUUCUAGCAAGGUGAUCCUGGCAUCGUCGAACUCAGAAUACCACCAACCUAUAGAUAGCAUAAAUAUACCGGUGCCACCGGAAAGUAAGGAAUCCCCACAGCAUUACUACCGACAGCCGGUUGACAGUCUGCCGAGGGGCAUGGCACCCAAGGACUGUCUGCAGCAGGCUGGAAGUCCUGGUUUUCCACCACCGCCGCCUCCCGUUGAUCUUAUUCCCGUGGAGUCUAACCUGGCUGCGUCCAAUCCUGGACUUGAGUACUCGUCAUCGGCCAUAGUCGGGCCCAACAAACCGCCCCGAGUGCUCAAGAACACCGGGCUGGUCAAACGGAGACAGUCACAGAGCCGCAUCAGUACCAGCCGAUCCACUGCCAGCCGCCCAAUGUCCCUUCCCAUCGGACCUGCCUCUUCGGUGGUCAUUGUCAAGAGCGAGAAUCGGAAAUCCAAGCCUGUCGUCGCUGCUAAGCCGCGGACGGCACUGAAGCCUCCGCAUCUCACCGCCGGUAAUAGGGUUGCGCCCAAACAAUCUGUGCUUGUUGCAGAAUCAGGUGACGUAUAUAGAUUACCGUCGAAACACCACGCUGCUGCAUAGGCUCACUUUACAAUGUCUUGAGUUUAGUACUGUCUAAUGAAGUGCAGUGCCUAGGAAAAGGGCGCACAUCAGCAGACUCGAGUAACGAGUUUACCCAAAUGUUGUCCUUUAUACGCGAUAGAUGACUGCUCGGUCAGAAAAGAAUCAUGAUCUUGAUACAUCUGUAAUAAUUAUUGUCUGACUAACAAAAAGAUUUUUUUGCUUCGCUGACGCUUAUCUUCACUUCCCUUGUUCACCUCUCUCUCUUCGCUCUUCUGGCUGCAUUCUUUGUAGCACUCCUCUAUAAAAUUUAAUGUACGCAUCUGUCUUCUA